AGGGAGGAGGAAGUCAGCGCAAUUUAAAUGUUUCCCAACACUUCACUUACUCUCAGUUGAAACCACCGGAGGACACGCACGGGCGCUGGCACGCGGACUCUGGAUACUCCUACCUGAUCAUGAAGGCAGGAAAGAGGUGGACGGGGCUGGGGAAGCACGCCGGGUAAACUGCGGAGGAGUUUGUGUUUAGAGGUUAGAAAGUUUUCCACAGUGCGCGUAGCGAUCCGUGUUUCCCACCUCUGGGAUAGUCGGGAAUACUUUGAGACAAAGUAAAGCUGUUUCCAGAAAAAACCGGCCCGCGGGGAGCGCGCGCAACAGGACUGAUAAGAAUAGCAAUACCUGGAAAAUCUGAACGCGCCAGUCUGCAGCCAUGAAUGAGGAAAUGCAGGGAGGAGAGGAGAAGGACUGGCAUGAGCUUGAACCCAAAUAUGGGAUCAAAAUCUUCCUCACGGUCCUCUACAGCCUCAUCCUGGUGACGGGCAUUGUAGGUAAUUCAGUCACUAUCCGAGUGACCCAGGUGCUAAAGUGUAAGGGCUACCUUCAGAAGAACGUCACUGACCACAUGGUGAGCCUGGCUUGCUCUGACAUCUUGGUGCUUCUCAUUGGCAUGCCGGUGGAGCUCUACAGCGCUAUCUGGUUCCCCUUCACGUCGGCGUCAGGCAACGCCUUCUGCAAGAUCUACAACUUCCUGUUUGAGGCUUGCAGCUACGCCACCAUCCUCAACGUGGCCACGCUCAGCUUUGAGCGCUACGUCGCCACCUGCUACCCUUUUCGCUUUAAAACCUUGGGUGGGAAAUGGACCACCGGCCUAAUCACCUUUGCCUGGCUCGUGUCCCUGCUUGUGGCCCUGCCACUGCUAAUCACCAUGGGGACGCAGGGGCACAUCCCAAUGGCGCGCAACACCCCAGUCCAGAACCUGACCUUCUGCACCAACCUGAGGGAGCACUGGGUGAUGUACAGGAUCAGCAUCUUCUUUGCUUUCAUCGUGUACAUGAUCGUGCUGGUCUGCGUGGCCUUCAUGUGCCGGGCUAUGAUCCUGGUCCUGAAGAAGCCUAUGGGAUUCACUGAAGGAAGCACCAGUGGAAAUCAAAGAGCAAUCCCUAAUGAAAAUCCAAAGGUCAAGUCAGCCAGGAAGCAGACCAUAGUUUUUCUUGUUCUCAUUGUUGGAUCCUUGAUGGUAUGCUGGCUUCCCAACCAGAUUCGCCGUCUUAUGAUGGCUGCUAUGCCCAAGUCCAACUGGACCAUUACUUACUUCCGAAGCUACGUCAUCCUCCACCCCGUGGCCGACACCUUCUUCUACCUCAGCUCUGUCCUCAACCCUUUCCUCUACAACCUCUCCUCCCGGCAGUUCAGGGACGUAUUCAUGCAGGUUCUGCGGUGUCACCUUACCAUCGUGCAUAAAAAUAAGUCCACCGUGCAGUUCAGGGCUGUCCCCAAGCAAUCCCAGCGCCCCCUGCUGCUGAAGUCACUGCGUCGAAAUAGGUCAAGUCGCACCACUGUCGCCAAAGAGGAAACGCCUGCCUCCUUUACGACAUUUCAGUCGCAAGAUGACUCGGGACUGGGCACGGAUACUCAGACGUCCAUCAUAGGGACUGAAGAGCAAAUCUUGGAGCUCAAGAAUAGAAAUGUACCAUCAGAGUCAGAAAUAUAGCCUGUUGUGCGAUGUGUCAAUGGGAGAAACGGCUUUAUCCACGGAUGCAGUUCAUUGUGUACACAAUAAACAUAGCACAGGGUGUCUCCAAAGGACAUUUACCUCCAGUGAUAUUGUUAAAAUAUAAUACAUAAUCUUAAAUACCCCAGAGCUUCAGUUAAAAUUAAAGGUACAGACUGGAGGGUUUAAGCACUGUAAUCUGUGCUCUGCAUUCCAGAUAGGAGAUUUUUUUUUUAAUAUAUUUUGGCCCAUAGAUGAAACUGAAGGUCACAUUAUAAGAUAACCUUUAUUAGUCCCACACGUAUGAUCACCAACCUUCAAGAAGAGCAAAUAACAAUGGCUUUUAACAUUGAUUAACCCUACUGUUAGCUAUGGCAGGCAAUGAUGUCAGCGCAAGGUCACAUCCAACUAUUAAUCUGAAAUAGUAUUUAGGGUAUUUAGCUUUAGCACAGUAGCUGCAAGCUGCUUUGCAAACCACAACAAGCCUAGCUCUGCUUUUUAAUCCCUUGUAUGGUUCAACUGAUGUCGCAUCUGGGUCUUAAUACUGCUGUAUCCAUGUCAGGCUUUCCUUUUAUGUUCAAGAAGGGCAGGAGGUCCCAAAGCAAGGAGUAUUCAAAGUUUCUAAUGGAGUUAAUAUUAACUUGCCAACACCUCACAGUCUCUGGCUAAUCUGGAAUAGCUGGACCUUGGUGUAACGCUUGAUGGGCCCAGCUAUGAAGCCUGAAAAGCGAAGUCGACACAAAAACCUGCAUUCUUUUCAAUGGCCAGCAGGGGGCGACUAUAAUAUUUUGCUGACUUUAUGACCUAGUUUUUGGUGAUACUGAGUAAAACAUUAAGUGCAUUUUAUAAAUAAUAAUCAUUAUUAGCGUCAGAAAAGAGGAUAAAAGGAUUUUACAAACCAAAGGGUGACGUCCAUUGUUUUUAUACCAAAGGUGUAAGUUAUUUAGUCAAUCAAUGUUUAAGAUGAGUGAAAGGCCAGCAGCUGAAUUAAAUAUAAAGCACUUAGAGGUGAAUUCUGCUGCAGUGUUGAAUCAGAACAUUUGUGUGAAUUUUUUUUAGAUUUUUUUUUUUUUUUUUUAACUUGGUUCUACUAACUCUAGACUGUUUCUACAUUUAUAUUUAAUGGUGAACUCUAACAGUAGACUAACACAUUCAGUGUUAGUCUACUGUUAGAGUUCCUAACCUCACUGAUGCUUAGACCUGACGGGGAGUCAGUUUAGAUCUGGAGUAAUUUGGCAAAAUGCAGUAACUGAGUUCACGACCCAGCUCGAUUACAGAGAGAGAGUUCACACUCUGAGUUAAGUUGGGAAAUCUUGGUUUUUGUGCCGUAAACGUGAGAAACUGUGAAAGUUAAUUGUGCUGACUCAGGAUUAAAUCUGGCUCCUAAUUAUUUCAUUUGUUUACUCUGCAAUGUGUUGGUAUGUACAUAUCUUAGAUACAUUCUUAUGUUGGAAUAAAUGUAAAUAUGCAACUAAUCUUUGAACUUGAACAAUUCAAUUCAUUGUGACAAAUAAAUGAACGUGACUUUAGACUAAAGUGUUCCUAACUGAACUAAGAAACCUUUACAUGGUACUUUUAGCAUCUUAAAACUGUCUUUUACACAAGAACAUCAUCCCAAUACUGUUUCCUUUUUCAGUGUCAAAAACACAAAUAUCCAAGUGCUAUUACUCAGUUAAAUAAAUUAUACUACCCAA
Messenger RNA from Oreochromis aureus, 3345 nucleotides. RefSeq names its product G protein-coupled receptor 39 (gene gpr39). The coding region runs from base 371 to 1651 and encodes 426 amino acids. NCBI's taxonomy places the organism in Eukaryota, Metazoa, Chordata, Actinopteri, Cichliformes, Cichlidae. The record is from RefSeq and is a predicted model, not a curated record. Gene Ontology annotation, biological process: G protein-coupled receptor signaling pathway. The transcript has 2 exons. Gene Ontology annotation, cellular component: membrane. Gene Ontology annotation, molecular function: G protein-coupled receptor activity.